GUGGGUAACAUGGGGGAAUAUGCCCACUUGCGCAGACAACGAGGCGAUAUUUGCUAUGGAGAAGGAGCGGCUUAUCGCCGUAUUUUCCCAGAGUUCUCUGUCUAUCUACUGCCAACUUCGAACGUGGGCCUAUCGACUACUACGAGCCGUAUCAAUUGAACCCGAUCCGCAUUCUUUGACCCGGGCAGGCGAAUAGAAGAAAGUAUGGAGAACCGUGAUUCGGGGGUGGAAGACUUGCCAGACGAUUUAACAUUACUCGAACAACUCAGGACCAUGUUGGGGCAGGUGCAUUUGGUGAUAUCUGGAAAUGCAAUUACAGUGCAAAUAGCGGUAUUUCAACCUUCGUUGCGGUCAAGGCCUUCAAAUUUCCAGAGCAUUAUAAUUCGGAGCAAAUCAGCAGGAAAAUCAGGAGACAUUGGCAUUUUGAAGAUUCUACGCCAUGACAACAUUGUACCGUUGUUGGGUACAGUGACAGGAUUUGAACGGAUGCCACAAUCGCGCUGCUUAGUAACUCCAUGGAUUCCAAACGGCACGUUGAAUGCCUACCUAGCAUCUAACCACAGUGAUCUCACAGAGCUGGACCGUUCACGUAUGUUGCAAGACGUUUGAAAUGAGUGGUGACCUACCUUUGGUGCAGUGCA
This is a messenger RNA of Suillus subaureus, 641 nucleotides long. RefSeq lists its product as uncharacterized. The transcript has 6 exons. Gene Ontology annotation, molecular function: protein kinase activity. Bases 205 to 609 code for a protein of 134 amino acids. NCBI's taxonomy places the organism in Eukaryota, Fungi, Basidiomycota, Agaricomycetes, Boletales, Suillaceae. The record is from RefSeq and is a predicted model, not a curated record. Gene Ontology annotation, biological process: protein phosphorylation.